AAGGCACAUAUUUUCCCUCAUCCGAGAGAUACAACACAAAAAAAAGGUGCAUUCUCAAUUUGAAUAAAAAAAAAGUGCAUUCUCAAACUGGAGCCUGGAGCGGCUCCUGGCUCCAGUGGCACCUCCAGUUAUAAAUACGUCGAUAGGAACGUGCCUAUUCCGAACCUUUAAAAAAAAAAGUGCAUUCUAGGCGUGCAUUCAGAAAUUGCGUUCGACUGAAAGAGUCUUCCGUCGACCAAAGUCACACGAGGUGCAACGUAAUUAUAAGGUUUAUCAAAUUUCCAGAAUUUAAAUUGUAAUUUAUUUUCGCGUGAUGACAUUGACAUUGACGUUGUCGAAGUGAAAGAAACGCGCGUUGAGGAGAACCAGUCAUGGAGAGCAGCACUCAGUCGUUGUACAUCAGCCUCUUCAGCGAAGAGAAGAACGACGUCUUGAAGGAGUUGUUGCAUGCGUGCGUCGACGAGAUCUGUGGUCGCCCAGGACCAUCGUAUCGACAAUUCGUCAACAGUAUGGAUUGGACCAGAGCGGAGUACGAAGGAGUGUACAAGCUAAUAUCGUCACUGCUGCGGAAUCCUGCCUCUCUCUAUAUGGUGGAAGAAAAGAUGCCGCCAGAAUAUCACGAGUUACCGGAGCAAGUGCAACAGAACAUUCUUACUUGCUUAAAAGUGCGUAGAGAACAACUGACAAACGCUUUAUUGAGGGAUCAUUACAAAAGGAAACUACCUACCGUAAUCGAUCAUGAUUGGAGAUUGAAGUUGGUGAUGGGUUCAAGCAAAAUGGCCUCGUUAAGAGAAUCUCUCCUUCAGUUAGAUCUCACAGUAGAAGAUAAGGAAUCUCGACGCAUUAUAAAUUUGGAACUGAAUAAAGACGAGCUAGAUACGAUGAUAAACAGUCUAGAAAGGCUAGUGUAAUAGGUUUUGAUAUUUUUAUAAAGAAAAAAGAAAUGUAUAUAUAUAAAUGUAUAUAACUCCUGUAUAUUAGUACUAAUUGUAAGUUAUAAUAUGCAGAACACAGGAUCCGAGAUGAAAUAAAUACUCGCCGCUGAUA
Molecule: messenger RNA, 1047 nt
Organism: Temnothorax curvispinosus
Lineage: Eukaryota; Metazoa; Arthropoda; Insecta; Hymenoptera; Formicidae
Product: COMM domain-containing protein 8-like
Exons: 4
Coding region: 372-911 (179 amino acids)
Source: RefSeq, a predicted model, not a curated record